Molecule: messenger RNA, 19102 nt
Organism: Leptidea sinapis
Lineage: Eukaryota; Metazoa; Arthropoda; Insecta; Lepidoptera; Pieridae
Product: bromodomain adjacent to zinc finger domain protein 2B-like
Exons: 53
Coding region: 540-8075 (2511 amino acids)
Molecular function (GO): DNA binding; protein binding
Source: RefSeq, a predicted model, not a curated record
AGCGCUCGUUGAAUUGCUCGCGUCUCCGCGACACAAAUCGUUCUUAAUUUGCACUAAUUAACCAUUUAAAUAAUAAAAACAAUCGAAUAAAGUGAUAUACUAGUGAUAACUGUGACGUGAAAGUGAUCACCGAACCUUGUUUGAUGCAGUGUUGUUGUUUUAUCUGUGCAUUUGGUUUGUCUAGGUGAGUAGUCACUAGUCACCAGUCUUUGUGCGCGACAAUUAUCAUUCUGAUCGAUUCGGUCGGCGCGGGGGUGUGCAGCCGGCCCGUUUUAUAUCUUUUGUUGUUUUGUAACGCUGCUAAAUCAAUAAUUUUAGUGGCUAGCGGCCAUUCUUAAUUCAAAUCGUUUGAGUAUUCACUUCGGCUGUUCGGACAUACAUUUGCCUUGUGUUAAGUGUACUAAAAAGUGAACCACACCACAGAUAAGAUUGUGUAAUGUUGAAGUGAAGUGAGAUGAGCUGUGAUAGUGUGAAGUGAUAAUGUGUGAAGUGGGCCUGCCAACCUGGUCCUGAAUGAAAACUAACAACCAAAGUGUGGUAUGGACAAGGAGAGCGGGGACGGUGGCGACUCGACCGCCAAGCCUCCGCCCGAUCCCCUACUCGACCCCUCGUCACUCUUUGGAGCGUACUGGGGACGUGAUGGCGGCGCGAGUUCGGCGCAGGCUCAAGCCCAGGCGCAGGCGGCGUUGUUUGGCUUCGGAUCGAGAUACCCUGCCCCCUCCACUCUGGGAGUCGCCGCCAACCAGGCCGCCUCGCUUGGACUACACCCCGCUGCCAGUGCAGCAUGGUGGUCAAUGGCGUCUCACCUUGCCGCCCAGGACUACCUGGCGCGGCUGCAAGCGUCUGGUCUUAACUUUCCACAGCUUGGUGACCCCUACGCGGCGCUGUCAGCUCUCUCCGGCUCAAGCAUGAAGCAACCCAAACAACCGAAACAGCCAAGUCGAAAUGAGAGAUCCGGCCGCAGCAGUGUAUCCAGUAUGCCACCAAAAGACAAGAGUCCUUCAACGAGCACUAACUCUCAACACAGCAUGGCUGACUGGGCAUCAACAUACGGGUUCCCAAAGACCUCGUCACCAUCGACAAUGGCGUCACAGUCUCUGUCGAGCCUGGCUUCCCUCAACAACCUGGCACAGCAGCCGCAUCAUUCCAAACCAGUCUCCAAGCAGUCACAUCAGCCUCAACCUCCCAGAAAGUCAUCAUCAGGCAAGGAGAAGGAGCGCGACAUGUCGGUGCUCCGCAGUGAGCUGAUGCUGGCUCAGGCGGCGGCCCAGGGAGCCUACCACGCCGCCGUCGCAGCCGCCGCUAAGGGAAAGAACCUGCCAAUGUAUCCAUUCAGUAUGGGAUCGGAGAAGGACCGUCGAGGAGGCAUUGACUCCUUAACUGGUCUUCCCCAUAACCUGUUGAGUGCUGCUUUGGAAGGAGGUGAUCCGGCCGCUGUAUUGGGAGGAGUUCGACUUCCACCAGAUACAGAAAUAAUUAAAUACACCUCUUCAUUGACUGGUCCAAAGGUUCCAACCAGUUCCACGAACCGCGGCAGAAAGAAGACGAUAUCAUUGGACCCGCCGCACGUGUCCCUCCAUCCCUCGAGCGAGCUGCCCAGCAAGAGACAGAAACUGGAUGAGUACGGCAACUCUCGGUCGUCGGUGGAGGUGAUACGGCUGCCGAACAAACCGGACCGAGGCAGCUCGAUAUCGGGCACGCCGCCGCCCAACUUGUCCGAUUACGCAGGUAUAUCGCGUGAGUUACUACAAACUAUCGCAAGCCAGAGUGGAGUCAGCUUGGCAGCCCUUGAGAAACAACUGGCCGGUACGAAUGCUGCAGAUUCCGGUUUGAAUCUAAGUACAAAGUCCAACGCCAGCUCGGAGGAAAUACCCUUGGACCUGGGCUCGAAGCCAGAUGACGAUGCGCCACUCAACCUCUCGCUCAAACCCACCCCAGCGAACACUCAAGCAUCGGACGCAUUGUCUCGUCUAACGUCACUUAGCAGCUCCCUCAACGCUUCAAACGAUAGAAUAUCUCGUCGUAAGCCCGGGGCGAAACCUCGGCGAGUGGCGCCUGAGUUGGUACCGCAAGGGGACAUCGCCCGCCCAAGAUCCAGUGGCAGUGAGGAUAGUGAAUCUGUGUCUCAAUGGCCGUCCCGCGAAGGAAGACCUCGGAACCUAGGUAGAGGUGUGAGCAAACCCAAGAAGAAUACCGUCGCGUCUUUGCUGGCCCAAAGCAGAGCUCUAGGCCUUCGUCCCGCGUUAGCACAUCAGCUUCUAGGCGAAACUGACUUGGAGAAACUACGGGCGCUGGUCGGAGAAGGCGGCAGUACGGACUCGGAGUGUCGCUCCGACAGUCACUCGGACUCGGACGCGAGUGACGCGGGCGUGGCCGCGGGGGGAACACCGGCCGCGGGCCCUCAGCUGCGUCUGCCGCUGGCACUGGGAUGGAAGCGCGUGACGGUGAUCAAGGGUCUGUCCCGCAACUGUCACAUCAAAGGUGACGUCAGCUACGGCCCGCCGCCCCCUCACGAACACGUCACUAUCACGUCACACAGCCAGCUUGUCAAUUUCCUGGAGUCAAACCCGUGUCCCCCGCUGAGUGUGGACAACUUUAGCUUUAAUUCGCGCUGCGUGCUCGGCGAGUAUACCCAGCCGGGGUCUGAUGUGGACCCUGUACUGCUCUCCGAGACAGACGUAUCCAAGAGGUUGGAAGAAGCAAAGGCGUUGGCAGCUUUGGCAGGUCCUCGCUCCACGCCGCCUCUGGAGCGUAGAAUAGAACUGGCGAGAAGACAGCAGGCUGCCAGAGACGCGAGAAGAGACGCCAGUGCUAGGAAUAGAGAUCAGGUGCGCUUAGUCCGGGAGCUGGAGAGAUCGGAGAAGGCGGAGUAUGUGAAACGCGAGAAGGAAGUACGUAGCCAACAGAUAUUAGAGCACAUCAACAGAAAUAGAAGCCAGUUGACUAUUGAGGCUGUGCCUGUCCGGAACGAAUGGAAGGUUCCAGAGGCCUUGACGAAGCCGAAAGACAGAACGAUGCCGCAGAUAAGCCUAUCGCUCAUCCCAGUGAGUGGCAAAGACGCUCCAAUCAAAACGCUCAACUACGAACAAGGCACUUGGACACAAGAAUACAACGCUCUAGAUAAAAUGAAAGACUUCGCCGAAAAAGCCGCUUUCGAUUUGCCAAAAGCAAAAGCAGACAAGAAUUAUGACUUCUCGCUGACAAAAGCGGCGGAGAAGGCACAAAAGAUACCGGAAGGCGAAAACAACUUGGAGAAACUAAUCGAAUCGUAUUCGAGGAUAUCGGAGUUCAUAAACGGCUGCGAUUGGUCGAAAUUGGUGAACGAGAAGAAAGUCGAUGACGCUAAAGCUCUAGAGCAGAAAUAUUUGGAUGCUAAAAACGAAUUUAUGACGCAAAAUCUAAUGUUAAUGCCAAAAGAUAAUAAAAAAUCUGUUCUGAGGGAAGUGAUAGAUCUGAGCACUGAAGAUGAGAAUAUUCUGUCGGAGAUUAAUAGAAAGAUUUCGCAAGGCAUGCUCCGUAUUGGAAAAGAUGGAGCUUUGUCCAUCACUGUGCAGACGGUCGGGGAUUUGAGUCCGGCUAAACGGAAAAAGCAAGAGGAGGUUGAUAAGCAGAAGAAUGAGGACCACGCGAAGAGGCAACAGGAGAGAGAAAUUAAGAGACACCAGGCGAUGCUGUUAAAAGAGCAGCAAAAGUAUAUAACGGAGGAACGUGAAAGGAGGCGACAACACACGACAUUUAUCAGACAAUUAGAUUCUCGAAGGCGCUGGGAAGAAAGAGAGAGAAGGAAGCACCAGAACCUUCUAGAUCGAUUGCUCGUUAAAGAGAAGAAGCUGCAACAGAGAAGAAAAGAGAUGGAGCUAUUGGCUGAGUUAAGGAGACCUCAAGAGGACUCGACUCUCUCGGACCAGAAGCCUCUCCCGACCCUGGAGAGGAUCCCGGGUCUCAAGCUAGCCGGACAGGCCUUCGCUGAUCUGCUGCAGACAUUUGAAUUCUUGCAUAACUUCGGCAAUUCUCUUGGCUUUGUUGUGGAUAGCUUGCCAUCCCUCGACACGCUGCAGCAGGGAUUACUGCCGGAUUACAACAACGAGGCUGAAGAUGAACUGGUCCUUCUCACUAUCAGGCUGCUAGAAAUCGCUUUAGAGGACCCAGGCAUUCCACAUCCAGGGAGACACACCACGCUACUGGGGCAAGCUAUUCGAAUAGGAGACAUAACUCCGGACAACCUCAGUGAGGUUCUGAGGAUAUAUCUGUAUGCGAACGCGACCGGACAGGUCAAAGCCUUGACUGGACUUACGGUGGAGAGAGAAAGGGAGAGGAGAGUGGCAGAUCACCACCAGAGCGACGCGGAGAUGCAGCAGAGUUGCAUGAGCAGUAAAAACGCACCCUACUAUCAACACUUACACAGCAACGCCACCUAUAAACUAUCAGAAACGCUUCGGGAUAAGCCGUUCGUAUCGUUGAACCCGACGAGCAAGGCGCGUAUUCUGGCCACCUUAUGUGACGAGUUGCUGCAAAACAAGAGUGUUCUGCGGCAGAUCGACGCGUCCCUCGACCACCUCAAUCAUCUGCGGAAAGAGAAAUACCUCAUGGAUGCCAAAUUUAGGAAAUUGCGAGUGCUGUAUACUCGGAAGACGAGGUCAGAGCACAGCGAGAAACAGCAGGCGCUAGCGUUGGAGAGGAUGCAGCGGUUGGUGGAAGAGAGUGUGGUCACCCGGAGUCCUCUGCACGAAAGCUCAGAUAAAUCACAAACGCCGAAGAAAGAGUCGUCACCGGAAAAGCCGAAUACUCCGUCACCAUACAAGGACUCGGAAGACCAGAGUGACAAGGAACUAUCGCCUUUGAAGGACCUUUCGAACAGUAUGAAGAGUAAGGAGAUGCUCAACAACAAUAAGGACGAAUGUCCUGUUGAGGGGAAAGAUAAGGACAGUGUUAUGGGUGAUAAUGAUGGUAACUUCAGUGAUUUGGAAAGCGAAGGGACGCAACCUGAGGAGGAUGAAGACAAGAAUUUAUCGUCGGAAGAGGUUGGUCGGAAGGUGGAACGGUUCAGCCGACAGUGUGAGCAGCACUCGCUACAACUAGCUGCGGCUUCGACAUCAUUACGAGCCGCUUGCAGCUUACAAGACAGGUAUUGGCGGCGCUACUGGUCGCUGGGUAAAGCCGGUGGUAUCUGGGUUGAAGCCAUGGAGUCUGCUCAACCGGAGAUACUCAGCUAUCACGCCAGACUAGAAGAUAUGAAACUCAACGCGGGAGUCAAGCAGGAAGUUAAAGAAGAAAUAGGAGAACUAAAAGUUAAAAUGGAGGACGUAGACUCGACACGUGUGGACGCCGAGGCGGACGCGCUCGAACUGCGGAGCAUCAAGAACGAAUUGAACCUAAGCGACAGAACGCAGAUAAUCAAAUAUGAACCUAAUAACAGCGCUUGUAAGGUUGAAGGCUCCAUUAAAAUGGAAGAGAAAUAUAUUCAGCACAAACAGAACAACGAAGAAUGCGACAUGCUGGAUAUAGAAGACUCAAUCCCCACGGCUUUCUUAGUCCAGAAACCUCACAAACCGGUCCCGGCUAAUGAGGAAGAACCGAAAGAAACGAAAACUGAACCCGUAGAAGAACAAGAAGACCCGAAAGACAACCUAGUGAAUAACCUCGAGGAACUACGCAAAAUGGCCGAAGCUGUCUCAUCACAGUUAGUCGCGGCGAAGAAGGCGGAAGAACAGAAAGAUGUCAAACCAAAAACUGAGGAGAUGGACACAGAAGACGCUCACGUACAUCUAUACACUAAGAUGCUUGACGGGAAAUGGUUUUCCAUUCUGCGACACGAGAUCGGCUUGACGAGUAUAAAUGAAAAUGAGGAUGUUCCAAAGUACUGUGAUAAUGAUAAAACAUGCGCGGAAAUUGUCCUCAGUCAAGGGCAUAGAUGGGAUGUGUCCAAUAACUUACAUUUAUUAAACGAUCCCAGUUUGUUUACGUUGAACAGCAUGGUGACUUCGGUUCAGGUGCCCAAUAACAACAUUUACCCGGACAGCAGCUUGACUAUGUCGGGUUUGGAUCAAGAUAUGAUCGAUAAUGUCAGCCAUGAAACUGAAUUUGAGGUUGAAAAGGAAAAAGAUCAGGAAAACGAUCUAGAGAAAGAACUACAAGCUGAUUCAAAGGCCGACUUGUCCGCACAAAAGGCCAAAGGACUCAACAGCCUGGGUCUGCUUAACUUUAACGCUCUAUCAACUUACGUCACCUGUGACUCCCCUCCACCAAUCGCAAUGUCGCUGGAGGAAUUAGACCAAUUGGAUUAUUGUAAGGUGCAUGGUUUGCCAAAGAAAAUAGAAGGAAAUUAUGUACCUAAAGACCUUAGGCAUGGCUGGUGGCGGAUCACUGACCCGGAACAAGUGCCGGCGUUGCUUAGCGCGUUACACUCUAGAGGAGUGAGGGAGAGGGAGCUAUACGCGUCCCUGAUGAGUCAUCUGCCCACCUACAACGGAGCGCUAUACGUAGACAAGGGUGACACAGGUCGUACGCAGCUCACGGUGACUGCGGCCGACCAAGAGCUCUGUCCGGCCUCCUACCCCGACCCGGACGAGCCUGGCUCCUUCAGUGCGGAGGCGGCGCGGCGCGUGGACUUGCGGCUGGCUGCUAUGGUAGACGCUUUAGAAGAGCGCGUCAGUGCCGCCUCGAUGCAAGUCAAAGGUUGGCGGCCGAGUCACUCCCCCCCUCCCCCGGGUGCGAGCGGCGCGGAUAUAGUCGAGAGAGCGAGACAGAAACUAGCGCAACUUGAAGCACACGUAGAGAGGAGAUAUCUAAAACCGCCUCUGGUACAAAGGUACGCUAGUACGAACGAGGCAAACCUAGGCGCAAUGCUUCAGGGUGAACACGGGGCUUCGUCUGGUAACUCGCCGCAGAACUCUGACAGUGGAGAGGGAAGAGAAAGCAAGGGCAUCGCUCGUGGUCUGUCAACUUGGCGGGAAGCGGUGUCGCGAUGUAACACGGCCGCGCAACUCGCCAUGUUACUUCGCGCCCUGGAGACGCACAUCGCGUGGGACAAGAGCUGUAUGAAAGCGAACUGCCAAUUCUGUUUGUGCGGUGACAAUGAGGACCAACUGCUGCUAUGCGACGGUUGCGACAAGGGUUACCACACGUACUGCUUCAAGCCCAGGAUGGAGAAGAUACCGGAAGGAGACUGGUACUGCUGGGAGUGCGUGAACAAGGCGCGCGGCGAGCGAGUGUGCAUCGUGUGCGGCGGCGGCUCAAGUGUGACUCGACUGGUGCCGUGCGCGCUGUGCUGCCGCGCGUACCACCCCGCCUGUCACUACCCGCCGCUGGCCAAGAAUCCUCGCGGGAAAUGGUACUGCGCUCACUGCAUCAACCGCGCGCCGCCUAAGAAGCCCCGGAAGUCAAACAAACGGGACAGCAAGAACAAAGACAGCAUAGAUCUAGACUCAUCUAUGGUGCCCAGUCCGGCGGCGUCGCACGCGUCCACAUCGACGACGGCGUCGGAAUGUCCGGGCGCGCAGAACAUCCCCGACAAGGAGCAGGACAAACUUGAUGAGCCGCUCACAGAGCCGCUCACAGAACAAGAGAACGGACACACUGCUGCACUAGAGCUGGCGGAAAGAGAUGAGUCUGCGAGUGAGAAGUGUCGACGCGUGCAAUACGUGACUGGGAACGGAGCGGUGCCGCACUUAGAAGCCGAACACGAAGUGGAGGACCACGAGGCAGAGAACGUGCCUCUGUUGGCUCGAGUGAAGAAGGAUAAGCCAAGUGCAAAGAGACAGGGAAAGGAUAUGCUGUUCUGCAAAAACUUACUCGGCGAGAUGGAAUGCCACGAACACGCUUGGCCGUUCCUAGUUCCCGUCAACACGAAACAAUUCCCGCAGUAUCGGAAAGUUAUCAAGAGUCCCAUGGACUUGUCUACGAUCAAACGGAAACUGCAAGAUUCAAGUUACAAAUGCAAGGAGGAGUUUGCUCAGGACGUUCGGCUCAUAUUCAGCAACUGUGAAGAGUUUAACGAGGACUACAGUCCAGUGGGCAGAGCGGGGCAUACCAUGAGACAGUUCUUCGAACUCAAGUGGAACCAAACUGAACAAUAGUGGACACAUAACUUCAAGAUGACGGGCCCAGUGUGAUAUGAAUGGGCUCUAUUGUAAUCAAGGCUUGGAGACCGAAAAUUAAACGGUUGAAGUCGGUUUUUAGUAUCAGUUAAUUCUGAUUAUCAAUAGCUACUAUAUUUAUACUAGAAUCAUAACUUAAAAUUGGAACUGCUAUAUUUGUUGUUGUCAAAUUACUUUGUAAUAGAAAGAAACGCUCGAAACCGGUUACAACAAAACCUUUAUAAUAGUUUUACAUAACCAAGUACCGUAAAUACUGGGUUAAACUUAGAACUCAUUUCAUAUUCUUGCUUUAUUCUUUGGUAUAACUUUAUACCAAGUUUAUUUGUAAGGCCAUUAGAAUUUUUUUUUGGUUUUCAAGCCUUGAUUGUAUGUAAUACACUGCGCUAUUAUUGUGCGUUCGAUGCGUUGUGACUUUAAUCAUAUUGUACUCUGUGUUAUAUAAAUUUUUUGUCGCCUAACGGCCGUUCCCAAUAUUCAGUGUAUCUCCGGUUGUGACUUACUUGAGAUAAAAAUCGUAACUACCGUUGACCUUUCUGUCCCAAUAAACUAAUCGACGCUAACUCAACUUAUCCGUACACGCUGUCUGUCAAUGGGACGACGUAUAGCUUACCAGCGAUAGAAGUUUGUAUGCAAAUUGCAAUUCACGCGUCCCAAUAUAAGGCGAUAAGAACGACUUGUACCCGAUAUUGGGUCAGCUUCAGAUUAUUACAGCUAAUUACUGACAGUUGGAGGUAGUAAUUUAUCUCUAUCUGUAGAUAGUAUAUUGGGAAUGGCCGUAACAUAACAUGGGUUAUCUACUUGAUCCGUCGAUCUAGAAACUUGUCAAAGUGAUGUCAGCAAGUAGACCUAAUUAUAUUAGGUCCUUACAUAUGAAAUUGGCGUUUUGUAUGGGAGGAACAAAAAGUCUAAUAUUUUUAAAUAUAAUAUACUUAAUUAAUCAAAGUAUGAACCAUUGUUUUCUAUGCACUUUUGCCAUCUCAUAGGUAGUUCAUUGAUCCCUUUACUAAAAAAACCAGUCGGACGGGAAUCAAUAAAAUCUGUGAAGGCCAGAUUUGAGAAAACUGCAAUGAACAAUACCGGCAUAAGUCCACCAAACGCUUACAAGUAACUUUUUUGGGGUUAAUUUUCGCUUGGGGCACGAUUUGGCUGGCUGGCCAGGAUCCAACCAUUGCGCUGAGCGCUUCCGAUUAUCGUAAAGAAUCCAUUUUUCAUCACAAGUAAUGAUUCCGUUUAAAAUACCUUCAUUAUUGUGCCGGUUCAGUAAUGUAACGCAGCAGACGCAAACAGAAAAAAACAGAAGAAAAAACAAAUGAAUGACGGUCAUCGAAGCACAAAUGCAUGAGUAAAUAGCUGUACAAAUUUGAAUUUGGAAUUCCUUACCAAAGAGGAGAACAUCGUGAUUAAAGUGGCCAGUACGAAAUACGCCAAUUUCAUAUGUAAGGACCUAAUAUAAACGUCACAUUGAUUGUGACUUAUCUAAGAUGUCUUUGAUCUUAACGCACGGAGACAAUAUUUGAAAGGAUUACAGACUUUGUUAUAGCUAUGCGCGAUGACUUUAAGUUCUUGAUAGCUGCCUGAUAUUUAGCCAAUAUAAUCAAUAACGUUCUAUACACAUAUAAGGUAUCAUUCACAGCCUGAUAGCGGAACGGUAAAAAGUGUGUUCAAAGACAAUGUUAGCACACUUUUCUCCUUAGUCUUACAUUGGUGCAUAACCACCAAGCAUAUUUUAACUAACAUCUGGAGUAAAUGCGGCAAUGUAUAGAUAUUGCAGUCGAAGCAUAUUAUGAUGUAAUUUAUGGCAUGCACCAAAUUUGGACUUUGUUUAUAUACGACAGGAUUUGUGUAUAGAACGUCACUGAAUAUAAUAAUUAUACCUGCUAUAAAAUGGCGCGUUAUAACGCCUCGUUUACACUAAUCUUAUAUUAUACAACAUUCAUACCACAUUGUUUACAACAUUCGAAUCGCCUUAACCUAGCGCUCUACUUCUUUAUAUGUAUAACAGAAAAAUCAAGUUCACAAUAAGGCCGAUAAAAGUAUUUAUUUGUAACUAAAUUUACGUUCAUUUGAAACUUUGUAACCAGAGGAAAAAACAGGAAGCUUUACGUAUGAUGCCUCUUAGGGUUGUAACGUAAUGUACGGUUAUGAGCGCCAGACGCAGUUUUCAAUAAAAUAUUGGAUACAUAUUUGUAUACAAUAUUUAUUUUAUAUUGUUUACGUUAAUAUUUAUUUUAUAUUAUUACGAUGCCCCCCGAUCCCUCUGCCAGAGUUUCUAUAAGUUCUCCUUCAUAGUUAGUCUCCGGAUAGUAACUCAGAACUUGGUGUAUUUUUGACGCUGAAGUACUUAUUUUCCCGAUGGGUCGUGUACAGUGGUGAACCCAUUUCACCCACGGUGGACUAUCGGGACUCCCAUGUUCGAGCAAAGAUUCAAAAGAAAAGUGGAAGCAAUCGUCGAUGGGACCCAUGACAUGAAUUUCGGUUCGAGAGGGCUGCUUGUCGUCCAGAGCUCUGUCUAUCUUGAUAGAAAGAGGGAAUCGUGAUUCAAUAUGCUCACUGAUAUCAUUCUUCAAAUCUCUCCAUACUGACAUGGCAUCAUUCUCAUCAAAAAGAAUUGCGACAGCCAGUCCCUUGGUCAGAUCCAUAGGAAUCUUAUUUUUCCAAUCAUGCACUGUGUUCCCUCCACAUUGGGGAGUUCGAAGGAUUCCUCGCUUUUGUACUGUCGACAAUCGUGCAUCGUUUUGAACCAGAUUACCCACAAGUAUGCAUGUUUGGAUAUGAGGUUCUGACCUCAUACCAAUACGAAGGUAGUAAAUGUACAAGCCCUUAGGAACAUGUCCAAGUGUGUUUUAAUAUAAUUCAGAACUGAUCUUGCUAAUAUUUUCGCGAGUCCACUUGUCGUGUAGUGAUUGACGAAUGUUUUUCGACUGGAACUUUUAGUUUCUGCAGAAUUUCUGGCAUCCUCUCACUGUUGAUGAUCAAAUACGAUAGGUGCUCGAAUACAGACACAGGAUACUCCCUUGUUCUUCCUAACAGGAAAUCGAUCAUCUGCUUACUUCCUUGCAUAGCACCUAUUAGAACGUAAUCAAUAUUAGCAUUUCUGAACUCUGACAUAAGGUUACUACUGGUUCGUUCCGUUGAUUCUUCGGUUUUUAUUCCUUGAAACGACUCUAAGGUAUUGUGAACAUCUGGAUCGUGCAACCGGGAAGUAGUUAACUUUCUUCCGAGAGAAAGAGACAUGGCCAACGUGCAUGUUUGGAUGCUCUCUGUCAGGUUAGUUUUACUUAAGGUGGAGUGACAUCUUUCUUGGAUCAUUUUAGACUGAUAACCCAUGUGUGGCAGGUUUAUGGAGAUUGGUGUAUUCAGGAUCAGAUAAGUACAAUCUGGACAGUUAAGGGGCACUGCGUAAGUAUCAUUUAUAACUUGCCCUCUCAUGGCUGACUCAGUGAUAUAGUUUUGUAUGUACAAGAAUAUUUCUUGGAAGAACAAAUAGUAAUCUUCAUUACCUCGUAGGGAUUUUCCCAGCAGGUUUGUAUUGAUGGUUACGUGUGUUGCUAAGUUUUCCAUGAGGGAAAAGAGGGCAGACCUCUUUUGGGAAGAUGCUUUCAAUCUGUGUUCAUAACUCCCCCCGUAAUUUCUCCCACACCAGUCUGACAGUGGAACAUGGCUAAACUCAUCCGGUAGAUACUUUAAUUUGUCAUCAAUCAUACGGUUCACUAGUCAUCAGUUCACUUAUUGGAUCCUUUCAAGAUAAGUUAAAAUGUAGUAGAGUUUCAUUACUGAUUUGACGUGCGGAUUUGGAUUUAUUACAGUUAAUUUGGGCCUCACCAUUUUCUCAGGUGUCGAAGAGCCGAGGUAUGGUUCAAAAGGUCCUCUUGUCUUGAGAGCCAUCGUCCCUUCUGUCUUGAGCUUGAAAGAUGUUUUUACUACGAUGCAGUCCUUCUUCUUUUUCGGGUCCAUCGAGUCGUAGUCCUUGAUUUUAACCUGCUCAUAGGGGACAGGACUUGUUAUACCCAUGACUGGGAACCCCCCAAGUUGUCUCUCUUAACCAUUGGGCGCCUUUAAAAGUACAAGGUAUGGUAGAGAGAGUUGUUUCUUAAAGAUGAGUCCCCUCGACAGGAAGUUCUGAUUUCUUCAAUCUUCUUUGAAGGACCUCUAUUGCUUCCGCAUCUUUGAAUUUCCCCAAUGAGAAAAUUGUUUCUGUUCGAGAGGGAUCUUCAUUUAUCAUUCGGUUAAUUGUUUGCAGAUUAGAAAAACUCCCUAUCAGUUGAAGCUGAACACCCUCAUUUGAGUUUCUCAAUAUUUCGUGUGCCAGGUUAGCAACAUAUGGCCUCAUAGUUGUUAGGAUGUUGCACAAGUUUUCCAAGUCUGAUCUGUCUGCACCCAGAAGGCGAAUUACUUUGGGGUUAGUGACAUAGGUUGGUAAGAAUUCUUCUAUUAUUUCUCUGGCAUUCCGUUCGAAAUUAGGCAUACCUACGAUGUUUAAACUGUAUAUGUUUUCUACCAAUUUCACAGGAUCGUAAAUCGAUUUUGUUCUGCAAGGGACCAGGUGAAGAAUAGUGUUAUAGAUCUUGGGGCUCUUCUUCCUUAUCACUUCUAUUACUUUAAGCCAGAUUGUGAGUGGAUCUGGACAUCCUCUUUGACAGUGCUGGUACAUAUUUGAUAGUGGUAGUCCUCCUAAAAUCGAUGGUAUAUUCAUGAGAGCACACACCUUGUCCGUUUCUCUUGCUUUUAGACUUAGGAUUUUCUUUCUUUUCAUCGUAUUCCCCAACUCCAAAGAGUAAAAGAAAAAUGGAACGACAGGAGACACAUAAUUUCUAGACAUAUUUUCGGUUGUAGUUGAAACUCCGGUAAUCAGAGAGUGUAAUGAGGGGAACCCUUCAUUAAUGUCGGGGAUCAUUCUGUUGAUACGUUUCAGACUAUCGUCAAUACGGAUUGACUUGUAGUAGCGAACUUUGGAGUAUUCGAACAGAUUUUGAGAAUACCACGUCUCUUGCAACUUGAGAGACAAUCCAGCUGCUCUGAACAAGUAAUCCAGGCUAUUUAACAAAAGUUUGAUAUAGAAAUGGGGCUGUCCUUGCUGUUCUUGAUUGAGUUUGACAUGGAUGACCUGAUUAUCGCCCUGUCCCAUAAUCUCCCCCUGUAUGUUACAUUCUUCUGAUGCGAUUUUGAUUAUCAUGAUAGUAGUUAGUGUCCAGGCCUUCUGCCUCAUACCUUAGAAUCCUCCGAACUGGUUGUAGUUGCAGUAAUCACCUGCAAGCGGUUCUCCAUUUGGUCCGAUCUUUGGAGGGGUAAGACGAGAGCUUAACAGAACCAUACAGCGGUUGAACCACAAAUGCGAAUCUGAAUAAAGUAUCUUCCUUCCGUGGAUUUCGUCGAGUUCUUGAAAAAGAUAUUUAUUCAAAUCAUGCCUGUUCAACUGGUUCCAGGAACUUAAAUCAAGAUUCAGAUUGCAUGUCCCUUCUCUAUAAUAUUAGAUGCCACUUUGUCCAUUUCAUUUUGCUACUUCCAAUUCAGUAUUCGUCAUUGUUUGUUCUCGGAUAUACGGUAAAACAUUAUCGCUGAGUGAUUUUUCCAUACACACUUGCAUUAGCCGCAUUUCGUAGGUUUGUUUGCAGAAAACUCUACCCUUGAUGUUCAGCUCCCUCUCUUUUCUAUAGAGCUGUACUAUGUCGUCUCGUAGAUGAUUGUAAAACAUAUUUUCUUGGUCCAAUAUUUUCUUGGCUAGUUCUCCUUCGUUACCUUUAAGAUAUCGAGCUAAAACUCUAGGCUCGAAAUCAGUCCAACUACGAGGUUUUCUCUGAUCGUACAGAUUUUGAAAUGCACACUGAUCAUAGGGCCGGAACCAUUCUUCUCGUGGGGGUGAGCAUGCCGUAUCCUUGAGAAGUUCUUUUUCAUCAAUCUCUAAGCUCAUGUCGUGGUUUUUCUCGAGUUUUAUAUUGUCCCAGGCCGACAGAGGAAUUGAUUUGGAUUCAUUUAUAGUUAAAACUCUCUCGUCUCUGAGACACUCCAACAGGGUCGGGUUUAAGGUACCCGUUAUUUUAUGGUGGGGAUAAUGACCCUUUUUCCGGAAAUAGUUCGAAAAAUAGGUCUUUCGAAACAUCCAUUAUACUUUUUUGGCAAUCUGAUCAUCUACAUCAAUCUGCUUCUUCGAAUUUAAUCGGAGCUUUUCUAUGCCCUCUGUUGGAUGGAGAACUGGAUGUCCAUAGUUCUUGUUGAGAUUGGAGAAGUACAGCGAUAUUGGCGCAGCUAUGUCUCGUUUGUUUGACACUCUAAAACACGUCAUUAGGUCGAGUAUUUCUCUUAUAUCGUGUCUAUUAUACUUCCCCAUUAAAUCUUCUUCUAUUGACUCCUUAAGAGUUUUGAAACCGAGAUCUUCCACUUCAUCUGACACUACGUAGCCUAUGCAAUAAGCAUCCCAAUUCUUCAUUAUCUCAAAAAAGUUAUUCCUAUACUUCUCUCUGAUUCUGAUCAAUGCUUCAUGAAUCCGAUCGUAAUGAUUAAAGAGGCCAGGUAUUCCUUCAUUCUUCUCCUUAAUGGCAACAUGGAGACGGAUAUAAAAUCUUGUUUGUAAAUUGUCAAGAACACACAUAAUCAUAGUUGUAGGGUAUAAAUAGUAAUGGUCCCUUUUCCGGAGUAUAAGAGUUCCUUUUCCAUGAAUAAGUCAUCGGAGAUUAUAUGAAACUCGCCGAGUGUUUGUUCAAUAUUCUCUACUCUUGAUUUAAUCUUGUAAAGAUCCUGGAUUCGACUCUCUUGCAACAGCAGUUGGUAAUCGUUUAACUCAUCUUCUUUAUUCAUCUCAACCCCAUAAUAACUCUCAUGGUGGACCUUAGUAUUCCAUACAGCAGCCUCCGUCAGAAUUCUAAGAGAAAAUUCUGGCUCGUCGAUUGGAGUCUUGAAUUGGCAAUUUGAUACAACUUCUUCGACUAAAGACCAGUAGCAUCCCUUGUAUUCAGAAUAGGCAGCAAGACCUUUAAACUGUGUCUGAAAUAAACUCUUUAUCCUCUCAUGCCGGAGACAGUGAAACUUAUCAUAUUGGAGUAUAAACCUGACUUCAUCAUCUGUUAUAGGUGAAUUGAGAUGUCCUUCAAAAUGACACGUUUGUUUAUUUUAUAUUGUAUACAAUAAAAAACCAAAUAUUGUCUAAAACAAGUUGUAUUCUUUAACGAUUUUUGUAAACUUGUGGAAUGCAGGUCGAUGCAUUCCACUCAUCAAUCAUGUGAAAUAUAUUAUAAAAUAAACCUCUUAACUACACGCAAAAUGGACCCAAUGAAGCGGUCUAAUUGCGGAAACAGGAGCCCUUUACCAAUACCAAUACCAACCUCUUAACUAAAUUAUAAACACGACACUGUAACAGAGAACUUAUGAUAUAAUAAUAACCAAUGUGGACAUUCUUAAACCCCAAACAAUGAUAUGCGAUUCCGCAUGAACCAGUUAAUUAUUUUUAGUGUAUUAUACAAAAUUGUAUAUCGUUGAAAUUAUAAACAAAUGCAGAAAUGUUUUGUUACUAUGCCAUAGUUUUUAAAGGAUAAUAUGUGAAACAUAUAAUACAUUAACUCUGUAAUGAAUUAUUGAAUGAAAUCUUGAUACAAGAAUUAGUGCUAAAUUUAAAUAAAUUGUUAAUUAAAGUGAUUUUUAAGUUAACUUGAGUUCACCAAAAGAAUAGUUUAUAUAUUUUAUGUAAGCCUUGGUUGCUAGAACGCGCAGACGAAAGAAACGGGUCUCAUUGGCGGAAGGCGGGGAGAGGGUGCUCUCGCGACAGUACGAUGACAAUUAUAGUGAUUGGACUCAGGAUUUUAUAGCUCGCAAUAUACUUAAAAUUAUUAUUACUCAAAUAUAAUUCUGUUGCAGUAAAUUAUGGUACGCUAUGUGACAGCUCGAAUGUAAUGAAAGUUAUGCCAUAUUUAAUUUUAUCCGUGGAUCUAUACAUCAAAUUAUUUUAAUUAUCCAUUUGGUUGUACCGUACCAAAUACGACCAUGUGUUCAGGCUGUAAGCACAUGUCACCGUUACCAGAAAAUGGCGUUGUAGCGCUAGUGAAUCGAAUGCCAAUCCUAAAUAAAGAAAAAAAAACAUCUAAAACAUUUAUUUUCAUAUGAAAGGACAUUCCAUUUAACUAUUAACGACAUCAACGGGAUGAGACAAAUUGAAGUGAAUCUCAUAAACGUCAUAACGUAUCGCUAUAGAUUUAAUUUAGCAUGGCAACAUUUAUUUGUAAAGUUUUCUUUUCUGAAUUUAAAAAACUAACCACUUCAAAAUUAAUAAGUAUUCUUGCUAUUUAAGUUUUUAUGACAUUAUGACCUAGAAACUGAGCAAAAAUAAAUGUUGCCAGCUCUAAAUUUUAAUUCUUUACUUUUGAGAUUAUGACGGAGUACUUACAUAAAUCGUCGACGCAAUGUGCGCACACCUGCGAAACUUGUAUUAAACUAUAGCCCCUGUACAUAGCUUAGGUAAGUUUUUAAAUAUUAGAACUAGAUCUAUUUUAAGCAUAGACUAUAGAAUUUAUUUUGGAACGUUAUUUUUUUUUUAUUUGCAGCAACGAAUCAGUAUUUAGUGGUUCCCGCGUGAAAUUGGCCAGUCUUAGUGGACGUGUAAUUAAUUUGUAUUUGGAAUGUAAAAUAUUUGGCGGGAUAUUUGACGUUUGUUCGCGCGUUUUUUAUCUGUACGAAUGAAUUGUCGAUAUUUUAGUGGCGGUUUGCUAUUUAACUGUAUGUAGUGGUAGAUACAUGUUGUAACGGAUAUAGGGAAGCAUAGAAUAUAUAAAUAUAGAUACAUAUUAUAUGAAUGUAUUAUUAAGUGAGCAAAAAUUAUGUUUCGAUUAUGAAUUUUCACAUUUCUACGUCAAGUCCUCCUUACUAAAUAAUAUUUAGCUUUUAUGUAAUUUUAUUUAUUUUUAUCUAUUUUAUAAUGUUGAGUUAUUAGCUCAAGCAGUUUUUAUCUCUUUUAAACUCUCGCAUUUUAAUCAAUUAUUCGUAUGGAGGAUUAGGAAAUAUGUAUGUACACAUCGCAGUCAAUUCGUUAUUUUUAUGAAACGGUGUAUAUUACGAAUAGAUUUAGGUGUUCUAGAAGUUUCGUGAGAGUCUCAUGUAAAAUGUCCGUUCGUCCUCAAUUGAAACUUUAAUAAUUGUCUAAGUUCAAAUAAAGAAUACGAAUAGAAUCGAAUGUUAAAGCGAUUUGAAUCGUUUUAAAUUGCUUCAUAUCUUGAAUACUACUUAGCGAUAUUAUGUUUUGUUUAGUGCGACUUUAUUUUAAGAGACGUAACAUAUAGGGUGUAUUUAUUUUAGUAUUUAUUUCGUUUAGUACUUACACGUUGCGACGUUCUGUCACUCACACUGAUAUUUGUGCAUAUAUGAGUCAGAAAUAUUGGUUUCCAAGUACAUAUCGAUACCUCAGUUUUAUAGAGUAAUAAUUUAGAGAAUGGUUAUUAAUCGAAAUUCAAAUAACAACCCGAGUUGUUACUGUGUGAAACGAAAAUAUCCUAAUGGGUAUCGUUUAUGGAAAAAUUCCUCAUACUCAUCUCAAACUCAAUGAAUUUCAGACUCGUUACACUUUGGAACUGAGGUAUCGAUAUAAUAUCGUACCUAAGUAGGUAUGGCUCUCGACUCUUAAAUAUUUCUCAUGUCUGGAGUAUCCAGGUCAAAUAAAAUUGUUUUUAAUUUAAAAUAAGAGUAAAUAAGGAUCCACUAAAAAGACCCGUCAGUCGUAGCUAUAGCUCCCGGGUAAAGUCAAUCUAUUACCACAAAUGUGGUCAAAUAUACUAAAUUCUAUUUUCUUUGAUUAAUGCGAGUGUUACACAUAAAUAAAAUACUUUUUAAGGCCCCCUGAAAGAGAUAUCUGAAAAGGUCUUGCAAGAAACGUCGGGUUAUCUUUACGGUUUACGCAAAAAUUUAAAGUAAAAGCAUAGAAACAAUCACACGCGUUCUAAUCCUUUAAAAAGUAUUUUAUUUAAAAUAUACUUAAUUCUACUAACGGUAGAAUCUCUGUACUGGUUGUAUUUGUAUAAAUAUUUUCUUGUUUCGUUUAUAUUUAUUGCCUUUUUUCAAACUUCAGUGUGAGUGACUUCAUGAAUGGGCGUGUCUAUCUAUUCUAUUAUGAUACUCAAAAUCAUUUUAUAUUUUUACUGAAACGAAGUUAAGUUAUUUUUUUAAACUAAAUUCUUAUAUUAUAUUAGGUAGUGGAUACGCCCAUGCAAUAUUUUCCUAUAAUUUGUCAUUCCCAAUGCACAAAUCGUUCAGUAAUUUUCAUGGUCUAUAGCAACAUGCUUUCCCCGCGUUUACAAUAAUAAUAUGUCACAUUGACGUUAUAUGAUAUAUGACGUGAGCUGUGUCGAACGCGGGAAAAUGUCUCUCUAUAAUCUCUAUUCCAUGAGUAUUAUAAAGUAUUAAUGUCAGAAGAAACGGGAUGAAUAGUAAUCGAGCUGGUAAAAAUAUUUAUUUUCUUCAACUUACUUCAUCAGAUCAACUAGGCAAAGGCCAAAACGCCAUACAGCCUAGUCUUAACAAAAGUGAUCUUUCAUUCAAAAUCUAGUUUUAUAUUAUAUUUUCGCCGACAUUGUUAUGAAAUCAUUUUUAACCUACUCAAUUUAUGGCACAGGGUAGAACCGUGGGCCGCGUAAUACGUAGUUACCCAGAUAACUAAAAUAUUUUUUUGUGUAUUAAAUAGGUUCUUGCUUAAUUGACAUUAUUAUAUUUGUUUUCUUUUAUUCAUUUAGAGCAUUGGCGACGAUGCCAUCAGCUUAAAACAAAUAGCAUUUUCAAAAAUACUUUAUUUUAAAUUUUAGACAAGUACUUUAAGACCAGUAAGUUUAUAUUCCUCCCGUUUAAGUCGCAAGCUUAUAUCAUACAUAGGUUACGAGUAGUAAUAGCCAGGUAUAGUUUUUUAUACCUACUGCCAGAUUCUGAUACUUGGUGUGAACGUCCAGCGGACGGUUAAAUGUUGUGUGAAUCGGUUGAUUUUAACUAUAAAUGAAUAUAUAAAUUAUAUAUACGAUAAAUAAAUAAUUUUUCUGAAAGUC